Limanda limanda (common dab) is the source of this 2993-nucleotide messenger RNA. Its product is annotated as gastrula zinc finger protein XlCGF26.1-like. The record is from RefSeq and is a predicted model, not a curated record. Gene Ontology annotation, molecular function: DNA-binding transcription factor activity; RNA polymerase II cis-regulatory region sequence-specific DNA binding. The coding region runs from base 64 to 1992 and encodes 642 amino acids. Gene Ontology annotation, biological process: regulation of transcription by RNA polymerase II. Lineage: Eukaryota; Metazoa; Chordata; Actinopteri; Pleuronectiformes; Pleuronectidae. The transcript has 8 exons.
CUCAGAAGCUCCGGUCCCGUCCGGAAGUCCCAGGCCCGGUGGAGCCGCUGCAGCCGAGCCGCCAUGUCGGACCCGGAGCCGCGGCUGGACGCCAUGUUGGAGAUAAUGGUCAAAGCGACGGUGACAGAAAUGAGCAAAGUUACGGAUGAGAGCAGUGACGUCUGCUCGGAGGAGAAGGUGAUCCAGUUCGGUGUCUUCAUGACGUCUCUGGCUCGAGAGGCUGUCGAGAAGAUCUGUCAACUUUUCCACGAAUGUUCGUCCCUGCUGCGUUUGGAGGUGUCACAGGGCGUGGCAGAGAUCGAGGAGCUGAGGCGUCGGCUGGAGGUGGCGGAGACGGAGCUGAAGCUGGUGCUGGAGGGCAGCAGAGGCCAAAAGGAGGUGGAGGAGCUGACUGAAGGGGGCGACAGAGAGAAGGAGGACAGGAGGACACCGAACAACGGAGCAGAAGGAGAAACGGUGCAGACGAGCCACCGCUCGGGGAGAAAGAGCCGCCGAGCCGUGACGACUUGUGAGACCGGAGUGAAACGGUCUCCGAUUCUUCACCUGUGGAAAGGCCGAACGUACGAGGAAAGUGUCCAGCUGGUUAUAAUAAAAGAGGAAGGAUUGGAGGCGGUCACUGACCAGACGUCUCCAGAUUCUGCUCAGUGUGUCGAGGAAGCAGGACAGAACGAUGGUGACGAUCCAGACUACCAGUUGGAGCCAGAAGAUCUGGAUGAAGGUGAGCCAGGAUCCACCACGAGACCUAAACGUGUCCUCAAGCCCAAGUUCCAGCGAGGGCGAGCGAAUAAAGAGAGUCAGAGUUCCAACCAGAAGCCUCUGAGCUGCAGACACUGCAGGAAAACCUUCACCAAGCUGCUGCAGCUCAAAGCUCACCAGGCCGUCCACGGGGCCAACGCAGAGAAACCCUUCCUCUGUUCUCAGUGUGGCAGAGGCUUCUCAUUCCAGCGCAGCCUCACCGCACACACGCUGCUCCACACAGGUGAGAGACCACAUACCUGUGAUGUUUGUGGGAAGGGUUUCACCCUGAAGCAGCUGCUGAGGAACCACCAGCGACUCCACGCUGAGGUCAGGCCGUUUCGCUGUGAGCAGUGCGGGAAGAGCUUCUACCGAGCCCACGGCCUGAAGAUGCACCAUAUGGUCCACACAGGAGAGCGGGCCUACAUAUGCCAGUACUGCAACAAGAGCUUCACCAUACAAGGUAACCUGCAGCGACACCUGCGCAUACACACAGGGGAAAAGCCGUUCAGGUGCGACACUUGUGGCAAAAGCUUCAACCAGGCCGACACUCUGAAAGGCCACCAGCGGAUACACACCGGUGAGCGUCCCUUCAGCUGCGACACCUGCGGAAAGUGCUUCAUCCAGAAGAGUGCCUUGAAGAUGCACCAGAAGACCUCCCACUCAGGGAAGAACUCCCUGGCCUGCGUGGCCUGUGGCAUGACAGUGGCCUGUGUGGACUCACUACGCAAACACCUCCAGACGCAUGCAGCAACUAUUCCAUGCACAUGUGUGCUCUGUGACCAGCGUCUCAGCUCCAUCACAGACCUGCGCUCGCACCAGCAGCACCACACAGUGGACAGGCCUCACAGCUGUGGGCUCUGUGGGAAGAGCUUCAAGUCGUCCAGUUACCUGAAGAUUCACAUGAAGACGCACAGCGGAGAGAGGCCGUUCUCCUGCGACAUCUGUGGUCGUAUGUUUACACAGCACAGCAGCCUUAAAUCACAUCAGGUGGUCCACACCGGAGAAAAGCCGUUCAGCUGCGACACAUGCGGCAAAUGUUUCAGCAACACAGGAAACCUGCACCGUCACCAGCGCAUCCACACGGGGGAGAAGCCGUUCAGCUGUGACACGUGUGGACGCAGCUUCAACCAGGGCAACAGCCUGAAGGCCCACCUGCAGAUCCACACCGGGGAGAAGCAGUUCAUGUGCGACAAGUGUGGGAAGAGCUUCUCCUACCUGAGGAACCUCAAGGACCACAAGUGUUUCUACGUCUGAUAGAGGAGACGCCUGCCCUGGUUGUGGAGCUGAUGGCGUAAACUUCCUUUUGACUGAUAAACAAGUGGAUGGAUGAUUUGGGGGGAAACUGAAUGAUUUUGGUGUGAUUUUCAGAUUUGAUUUGGUUUUGUCCUCAAGGAAAGUUAUGUGGACAUUGCAGUGAGGAGCUUAGACUGUAUAUAAAGAUGUGACUGCUCCAAAAAGUGAAGCCAAAUCAUCUUGAUCACCUCCUGGUGGCCGGCUGCAGUAUAGUUCAUAAACACUGUCGUCUCCCUUUCUGUGGAAGGACAUGGACCGAACUGAAAAGUCAAUGUACACUUUUUUCUCACACAUGAUCGUUUCAGGUGGUUCUUAUCACACGGAUGUGUAAGUGUAAUGUUUUUAGUAAAACAUGAUGAUUGACAGCUGAGUUGACCCAUUAGUUAACACAAGAAGUGGACAGUGUGUGUAGUCCACCACUUUUUGAGUUGUGAUACUGAAAAACUAAGAUUUAAAAGCAACAUACACAUGGAAACAUACACAUAAUAAUCCUAAAGUCAUCGAAUGAAAUGCUGAUAACCUACAAGAGUUUGUUUUAAAGGGAUAGUUCAUCCUAAAUAGAAAAUACUAACUGUCCUUUUAAAUUAAAUGAAUGGACUAACCUCUUAUUUCUGUACAGAGUAGCAGAGUUAAUGUGAAUUUUAUAUUUUUGUACCAAUGUCUGAUAUAAUUAAUAAGCUCUUAUUUUUUGAGGGAUGAGUUUGUUGUCCACAGGAUCUAAAUCUUAAAGCCCAGAGUUCAUUGUGGCGAAAUGAUUUAAAAUGUGUUUUCAUGACUUUCAGUGACCUGGUUUUGCUUGAGUGGAGUUAGCAUGAACAAACAACAUUUUAUUACAUUUAACUUUUUCCAGGAUGCAUAACCUUUUAAACCACCUUAAUUCAAUAGUCUACAUAACAACGUUUAAACCAACCUCAAGGUCUGUCUUUUUUUAAUACUCAAUAAAAACAAAUUCAGAUGAUAAA